CGCUGUUGAGGAGGAACCACACAGCAAUCGAAGCUUUAAAAGCCUUCCUGCAGAAAAAGUGAGCAGCAAGCGAGCCUUUGUUUGCGCAUGAGACUGGAGAGAGUUGCGACGAUGCUGUUUGGCAUGAUUUGCUGCAGUCGACGUCACCAGCGCGCUCGAGGUUUCGCGACUUGCACUGGCAAGAAACUCACGGAGUACCGCGCCAUUCGAUGCGAUCACGAUGUGACCUACGUUGUGCCGCCCAUGAGUUCCAUAGCAAAGAUGAGGCCGGUCUGUCGUGUGGGCGCUGGCACGUCGCAAAAAUCGGCGCUUGUAGAUUGACUUGGCUCGGUUUAAAAAGUCUCAUGCAAUCGAAUGCAUCCCCAUCCAUCCGGCCUGCUCUUGCUUGUCCUCGCAGCAAGUUUCAGCUUGUGUGCUUACACCUCGGGCUCCUACGCUUGCAAUCGAGCAGCUGGGACACAUACAUCCGUUGAUCAAGAAGAUCACAAACAACAUGUCGAAAAAAGCGUUGAUCUUUAUCGCGGAGGGGACGGAGGAGUCUGAGUACACGAUCACGUACGAUGUGCUAGUCCGUGGAGGCGUCACGGUGCAGUCCGUCUGGGUCGGCACAUCGAACAACAACACGGAGCUGGACCCGCACGGGACGUCGUAUGUGACGUGUUCGCGCGGCGUCAAGAUCGUGCCGGAUCUGCGCCUGCUGGAUCUUGAGGGAGGCGCUGCACUCGAGUACGAUGCGCUGAUCGUCCCCGGCGGCCUGAAGGGCGCAGAGACCAUCUCGGGCAACGAAAACGUGAGCAAGCUGUUGGCAGCUGCAUAUGGACAAGGCAAGCUCGUCGCGUGCAUCUGCGCCGGUAGUCUGGCGGCCAAGGCAGCAGGGAUCAAGGAUAAGCCGAUCACUUCGCAUCCGAGCGUCAAGGACCAUUUCAAGGACUUUAAUUACUCAGAGGAUCGUGUUGUCGUUACCGACGGGCUUAUCACCAGUCGUGGGCCAGGAACUGCAUUCGAAUUUGCACUGGCGCUCGUCGAAGCACUCGCAGGCAAAGAGAAGCGCGCCGAGAUCACGCCGCCGAUGCUGCUUCCUCCAGCCAUUGCAUGAUUCGCACCUCAGCCCUCUGCGGGCUGAGGCUGGCGCCAUGGGAGGACGCCAGGCACCGCAGCAUGUUGUUCCUCACGAUGCUUCGCGCAGGA
Molecule: messenger RNA, 1188 nt
Organism: Tilletiaria anomala UBC 951
Lineage: Eukaryota; Fungi; Basidiomycota; Exobasidiomycetes; Georgefischeriales; Tilletiariaceae
Product: DJ-1
Exons: 6
Coding region: 494-1096 (200 amino acids)
Biological process (GO): protein deglycation, glyoxal removal; guanine deglycation, glyoxal removal
Cellular component (GO): nucleus; cytosol
Molecular function (GO): protein deglycase activity
Source: RefSeq, a predicted model, not a curated record